UAAAGCGGUUGCCUUUGUUUCAACCUGACCUCGGUUGACUACUCAACGGUAAAACUUUACAGUGAUAUUGAUGUUUUGACGUGCGUGUAACGUUAACGUUAACGUCUCAUCAUCACCGUAUGUUUACGUGUAGACGGAAUCAAUAAUGCGCUGAUAUCAUUUCUUUACAUGGAUAUUUAUUAUGGAUUUUAAGUAAAGGGAGCUUAAAAAAUAUGAUUUUCAUGUAUACUGUAUGUACUUAGUGUGAGUAGGAAGUUAACGACGCAUACGUGACUGUCGCUUUUUUAUUGUAUAAAUGACACGUGAACAAAGGGAUGUUUUUUAAAGAUACGUAUCGGAUAGUGGAAUAAGCGACUUUAAACAGUUAACUUGCCGAAAGCGCGUUUCAAAUUAGUUUUAAAAUCUUUGCAAUGUAAUAGUGACGUUUUAUUUCUGUUUGCGGUUGCAGUUUCGAAUUUUUAGCGUUUUAGUGAUACUAUGCCGUCAAGGAGAAUGCUGAGCAGACGACAAUGUAUUUUUGUAAUAGUUGUGUUACCUAUGUUGAUUGUUCCGGCAAUGGUGAUCUUAAAACACGCCGACGGAGGCUUAGCUGAGGUGUUUAUACCGCCUAAACGAGCAGCAGAAGAUGGCGUGGUUAGAAAAUCUAUCCAGCGGGUUAAUUUAACAGGAGUACACUAUCAAGUGAAGAAACCAGUUGCGAAAGUCAAGCCUAGGAAAUGCUUUGAUUACAUUUGGACAGGCACUUGCCGGGAUACGUGUUUCACCUACAAUAUACAAGCUAAACAGCGACAGCGAAAACAACAAAUCUUGAAGUGCGAAAAGAAGAAAACACAGUUGAAGAUUCUGUAUACGACGAAACAGAAGUAUGUGUAUAAAAUUCCAUUUCAAGAUCCGUGUCUCCGUAAAGUUUUAGACUGGUACUGCCAAGACAACAAAAGGGUUCCGAAUAUUGUACAUUAUGUCUGGUUUGGGAAAAACGAAUUCAAUUUCAUCCACUUCCUAAGUUUUCUGAGCGUGCAUAAAUUCCAGAACCCGUGUCUGAUAAUGGUGCACGCGGAUAAAAUGCCAAAAGGCAAAAUGUGGGCGUAUUUCUUACAGAUAAGUUCAAAGGUCAUUCAGGUACACCGGAAGCAGCCGAAGAAGGUCUACAAAAAGAAGUUAGCCUCAGUUGAACACAAAGCAGAUAUUGCGAAACUUGAAGCUUUAAAAGAAUACGGUGGUAUAUAUCUUGACACCGACCAAAUUUUGUUGAAAUCCGUCGACAAGUUCCGCAACUCUGAUGCAACAAUUGGACUAGAUUAUGGGACAGCGGCAGCUAACUCCAUCGUAAUUGCUAAAAGGAAUGCACCAUUCAUAAAAUACUGGUACGAGAGUUAUCGUUCUUACAACCGGGCAGAUGGGAAUGAUCAUUCACAGAGCAUCCCUUUCAAGCUCGCGGAAAAACAUAGAAACUUAGUCCAAAUUGCUGGAGACGCAUUUUCCUUUCCAAAUGUGCAUCAGUUAUCAAGUCUUUAUUCUAAAAACGUAAACUGGCGAGAUAAAUACGGUAUGCACCUGCAUCUGAAACUGCAUGAUAGGUUUUAUUCAAAUCGGUUGGACAUGAAUUCGAUUAAAAGUAUGAAUACAACAGCAGGGGCCGUAUCUAGACACAUAUUAUACGGAAAUACGGACCCUUGUUCUGCUAAAACAGUCAUUCAGUGAUUGGAUAAACCAUAUUUUAUUUUUGUCAAGUAGCAAACUAGAAAACAACGUCUUAAAAGUCAGAAAUCCGACUAGGGGUUUACCAACAUAAUAUAUAAUUAGAAGUUGCAUGCAGAUUCUUUUAUUGUUUAAAAUAACAUAAAUGAUAUUUACAAGCAAGCACUUUAAUACAACGUGGUUGUAAACAAGAAAAAAAAAACGUUCAACUUCUUUCAAAGUAAAGGAAAUGUACCAAUAUAACCUACGUUUGUAAAGUUCAAAAAUAUUUUGUGAAGUACAUGUAACUGUGUAUAUGAUGUCGUCGUAACUGAUAACAAUUUAAAAUUAAGUUUCGUAAGCGUGCUUAAGAAUGCGAGUGAUACAUGCUUUUGCGUUUCCUAUUGGAGUGAUUGCGUUUUCUAUUGGAGUGAUACAUGCUUUUGCGUUUUCUAUUGGAGUGAUACAUGCUUUUGCGUUUCCUAUUGGAGUGAUACAUGCUUUUGCGUUUUCUAUUGGAGUGAUACAUGCUUUUGCGUUUUCUACUGGAGUGAUACAUGCUUUUGCGUUUUCUAUUGGAGUGAUAUAUGCUUUUGCGUUUUCCGGUGUACAGCAGGGAUCGUCGGCAUUUUCGUCGCAACAACUGUUAUAUUUUGCCUGGAACAGCGAAUAGACUCCUUAUUUAAUAAAUAUACUAUUUAAACCUAAACCUUUGGACAUAAAUUAAUAAAAGUGUUUUAGUGUUUGCACAUUAAAUUGUUAUAAUCAUGCGUUGAGGUUGGUAAUUAACAUGAUGUAUAUGUCAAAUAUAUAUAAAGAAAUAAAACAUGUACUAAAACAUGUACUACAAGCCGACAA
Molecule: messenger RNA, 2535 nt
Organism: Ruditapes philippinarum (Manila clam)
Lineage: Eukaryota; Metazoa; Mollusca; Bivalvia; Venerida; Veneridae
Exons: 3
Coding region: 478-1701 (407 amino acids)
Source: RefSeq, a predicted model, not a curated record